AUGAAAUCUAGGCUAUUUCACUUUGUGACCAUUUCCAAUAGACUUUUAAAAAGACGUAUAAAUCUUUCGACUAUAAAAUUAUCGAAUAUUGUACCAUUAACUAUUUCAGUCGGUCUAACAGGUUAUGCCUUUUCUAAAUAUUUGUUUCAUAAUGUCGUCGUUCAUGCUGAAACGGCGUUUACUAUAAGUGAUGUUGGUGAAAGGAAACCAAAAUUACCUGUAUAUAGUAUGGAAGAUGUAGCAAAACAUACAACGAAAGAAUCUGGCUAUUGGUUAGCAUUUAAAGAUGGUGUAUAUGAUGUAUCAUCAUUUGUUGAAAAUCAUCCAGGUGGAAAACAAAUAUUAAUAACAGCCGGAAAAGCAUUAGAAUCAUGUUGGAAAAUAUUUACCAUACAUCAGAUUGAUCAUGUGUACGAAAUAUUAGAAGAAUAUAGGAUUGGAAAUUUAAAAGAAGGUGAACGUGAGAAAAAUGAACAGCAAAAAAUGGAUACUAUUGAUUUAUUUCAAUAUGAUCCGGAGCGUGUGAAUGAAAAAAUUAAUUUUAUUGUUCGUAGUCAAAAACCGUAUAAUGCUGAAACGCAACCAUUGAUGUUAAUUGAACAUUUUAUCACACCAACCGAACGCUUUUAUGUACGAAAUCAUAUGCACGUGCCAUUUAUUAACAUAAGGGAUUAUGCACUUGAAGUACAAACAUCGGAGGGUAAAAAAUAUCGAUUGACUUAUGAUGAGUUGAAAAACGAAGAGAAAUAUUCACAAACAACCAUUGUCUCCGCAUUACAAUGUGCUGGAAAUAGACGAGCACAAAUGGGUGAAUUGAAACCAGUACAGGGUGCGAUUGGAAAUGCAACAUGGACUGGUGUUAAAUUGUAUGAUGUUUUAAGAUCAUUUGGUGUAUUAGAUGACAGGAGUUUAGAAAAUGGAAAAAUUAAACACGUUCAAUUUUAUGGUUUAGACUGUGAUGCGAGUCAACGAUGUUAUGGUGCAUCGGUACCAAUUGAAAAAGUUUUAGAUCAAAAUAGUGAAAUAUUACUAGUGUUUAAAAUGAACGGUGAAACACUCACUACUGAUCAUGGCUAUCCAGUGAGAGUUCUUAUCCCGGGUACGAUUGGUGCACGAAGUGUGAAAUGGUUAAAUAAAAUUAUCUUGUCCGAUAAAGAAGCAUCAAGUCAUUGGCAGCAAGCUGAUUAUAAAGUUCUUCCUAGUACAGUUCUUAAACCGCAACAAUCAGAUUAUGAUUUGCAACCGUCUAUACAAGAAGGAAAUGUUCAAUCGGCUAUAUGCCAACCACCGCCAUCUUCAGACUCCGUUAAAAUAUUGUCAACAAAAUCAGAUAAAACAAAUGGGAUACUGACUGUCAAAGGAUAUGCCAUUGGUGGAGGUGGACGAGCAAUACAAAAUGUUCAAAUAAGUGUGGAUAAUGGACAAAAUUGGUUUAAUGUGACAAAUUUAGAACAACAGAAACAAGCGUACAUGCAAGCGUGGGCAUGGACAUUGUGGUCUUAUGAUUUAAAUCUAAAAGAAUUGGAAUUGAAAAAUGCACCGUUAGAAAUUGUGUGCCGAGCUAUGGAUAUUCACACAAAUACACAACCGGACACUUGCAAAGAACUAUUUUUUUGGUUAAAUAUUUCGCGAGAUGACGCUGUUAAAUGA
Molecule: messenger RNA, 1650 nt
Organism: Didymodactylos carnosus
Lineage: Eukaryota; Metazoa; Rotifera; Eurotatoria; Philodinida; Philodinidae
Source: the annotation of a GenBank genome assembly